CACACUCUAAGUCCCAGACACACAGAAACAAAUUACCUCAGACCAGUACAAGCUUACAGUCUAGGAUUCAUCUUGGUGGGUCAUGGCUGUCCACAAGAACUGGGAGGCUACCUGGAGGGAGGCAUCUUCGUGUCCAGCUGUUUUGCCACAGCAGGCACCAGCCCUUCCUUGUAUGUGUGUUGGGGAUAGAAUCAAACCUGAAAGCAUCUUACUCCACAGGUCUGUAUAUAAGGCCCUCCAAACCCAGAACUGUUACAAAGAGUCUAUCUUCUACCUGAUUUUGUUCUCAAAAAAAGUUUGUGAUGACUAAGAAUUAUAAAAUACAAAGGAGCUUAAUUUAGGAAUAAGUAAGAAAGAUACUUGCAAUGAGAAUGGGGCAGGAAAUAAGCGCAGGAAUGUGGCUUUCUUCCAAAACAUAUACCUUGAGAUUUGUUUAACCAUAGAUUUAGUUUAGAGCUUCCUGGCAGGCAAAGCAAAGAGAGCAAGCAGAUGGCCUGUGUAUUACUAUCUAUGAGAUGUAAGUUCUGGAAAAUGGCCCACUUGCUGACUGAGGCCCUUAAAGAUGAUAAAACCUGCUAGUAGGGUCUUUGUUCUAAUCUCCUCACAGAGGAACGGGAAGUAAACAUAUGAGUGGGCUCUUUCUCUCAGCACCAAGCCAGGCUCUGCCUCAGGGUCAGGAUGGCAGGGCAGGUACAAUGCUCAUUGUUCUGGGCCUUGCCAAGUGUCACAGACUGUGUAGGGUAGCAGAGGCACAUUUUAUGAAAUCACCCAGUGAUUUUGCUUGUAGCUUCUUCAUUCAUUCAUUCACCUUUUAUGGAACCCCCACUCCCAUGCUCCUCUGUGUCCAGCCCGGUCAGGCUCAAGGAGCCCAUGGUCUAUGGCAAGGUCCACAGACACUCCACAGAAGGCUGAGCAUGUAAGUGUAGCAGUUAGCAGACAACCCUGGUCUCCUGCAAGUCACUUCAAGGUGGCAGCAGCUUCCAGGGGCCCUGGGACUUGCAGCCUUGCUGUGUCUGAGCCUCCCUGCCCCCAUCCCUGGCCGUUGCAGAGCAAACAGGCUGGAUUAGCAGCCUUUGGAAAGUCCUGGCAGGGUCUGGGCCCUGGGCCAGGUUCCAGGCUGGCAGGCCGGAGGGCUGGGGAGCCAGCUGGAGUGGGGACUCAGACUUCCCUUCCCCUGGUUCUUACCAAGUCUCUCAGUGUCUCUCCUUUUUCUGCUCUCCUACUAUGUAGGUCCCCACCAACACCAGGGAUGGUUCUCACACUAGCUCCAUCCUUCUCCCCUCCUCACUGACCUGAGAGCUAGCAGCCACCUCUGCCCACCCCUCCUGCUUUCAAGCCUUCCUCAUCUUGGAAGGAACUAGGUCUCCCUGCAACACACACAAUGAAGCCCCAUUCAGCCGAAUACCAUCCUGGGCCUGGAGGAAGUACGCCUAGUGCCAUCCAUGAGGAACCAGAAGGGCGCGGUGUGGAGCGAGACUUCUGUCCUCUUCCCUGCUUGGGAGGUGGAGAUGCAGAUGAGGGUGACUGGGCCCGGGCACCGGGGAGCCCAGGGCAUGGCUGUAUGGUAUACCCAGAACAGGGGCCAAGUUGGCUCUGUCUUUGGGGGGCUGGCCUCAUGGGACGGCAUCGGGAUCUUCUUUGACUCCUCGGCCGAGGAUACCCAGGACAGCCCUGUAAUCCGUGUGGUGGCCAGCGAUGGGUACGUCCCUUCUGAGCAGCUUGGGGAUGGAGCAAAUCACCAGGUACUGGGCUCCUGUCACCGAGACUUCCGGAACCGGCCAUAUCCCAUCAGAACACGGAUCACCUUCUGGAGGCAGAGGCUGCGUGUGUCCUUGAGCACUGGUCUCACUCCCAGUGACCCAGAUGAGGUCUGUGUCGAUGUGGGGUCCGUGCUUUUGGCUCCUGGAGGUUUCUUUGGGGUCUCAGCAGCCACCAGCACCCUGGCAGAUGACCAUGAUGUCCUGUCGUUCCUGACUUUCAGCCUGAAUGAGCCGGGUCCAGAGGUUCCCCCUCAGCCUUUCCUGGAGAUGGAGCAGCUUCGUCUGGCAAGGCAGCUGGAAGGGCUGCAGGCCAAGCUGGCCCUGGGCAGCAGGGUGGUUAUAAUUCCACAGCCAAACUCAAAAGCCCAGGAAGAGGGGGAAAGGUUCUUUGACCUGGAGGAGACAUUGGGCAGGCACAACAAGAUCCUGCAGGACCUCCAGGCUCUCUCUGAGCAGUUGGCCCAGGCAGAGAUGCAAUGGAAGAAGCAGCUGGGGUUCCUAGGCCAGGCCAGGCCUGAGGGAGCCUGGGAUUCUGCCAAGAUCAGCACCCUGCUCUAUGGACAGCAGACUUUGCUCCAGGCCCUGCAAGAGAUGAGCAAUGCAGCUGCUCGCAUGGCCUCAGGAGCCCAGAUCUUCUACCUGCCUGUGGGCACCGAGCACCAUUUCUUAGAGCUGGACCAGAUCCUGAGCCUCCUGCAUAAGAGUCUUCGGGACCCAGUGAAAGCAGCAGUCAAGUCCCCCCGCCCAUCUGGAUGGCCCCCAGGAGCCUCCACUUGUCUACGGCCCGGCAUCUUCCUGUUCUUCCUCCUCAUCCAGACUUUUGGCUUUUUCUGCUAUGUGAAUCUUAGCAGGCAGGAGCUGGACAAGAGGCUUCGGGAGUGUUUGUCCACAGGAAACCUUCCUUUGGGUGCUGUGCCACACAUCUCUAGGGUGCUGGGAACUCUGAGGAGGCAGCCCCUCUCCCCCAGCAUGCAUGCCUGACCCACUUCAAAGCCACUUCUCUCUGGGAAGCAGGUGGCUUCUGGGGGUGGAGAAGAGGACUUUGCUAGGAUCCUCUUCUCUGGGUGCCCAGCUAUUGCCCACACCUUAGCUUUUGGUGAGCCCCAUCUUAUUAAAGGUGAAUUCCCUCUUC
Messenger RNA from Ictidomys tridecemlineatus (thirteen-lined ground squirrel), 2892 nucleotides. The record is from RefSeq and is a predicted model, not a curated record. Lineage: Eukaryota; Metazoa; Chordata; Mammalia; Rodentia; Sciuridae.